This is a messenger RNA of Topomyia yanbarensis, 1408 nucleotides long. It is a transcript of the gene nac, whose product is annotated as GDP-fucose transporter 1. Gene Ontology annotation, biological process: GDP-fucose import into Golgi lumen; protein O-linked glycosylation via fucose. The record is from RefSeq and is a predicted model, not a curated record. Gene Ontology annotation, cellular component: Golgi apparatus. NCBI's taxonomy places the organism in Eukaryota, Metazoa, Arthropoda, Insecta, Diptera, Culicidae. The transcript has 2 exons. Gene Ontology annotation, molecular function: antiporter activity. The coding region runs from base 197 to 1210 and encodes 337 amino acids.
UCAGAUUCUGUACGUUUGCAAAUUACUGUUGUCAUUUUUUAAGAGUCAAUCACAUCGAGAAAUAUUAUUGGAAAUAAAUAAUUGCAUUAUUUCUCACGUUUUUUUGGCCGGUCAAUAUUAAUCGUACGAUAGCCUGUCAGUUUAGUACUAUAAAUCAGGUCAAUGAGGCAGUAGCAUAAGCUCAUAUUGGGACACAAUGUAUCAGCCGCUAGAUAACGACAGGAGAACAUUGUUUUCCAAGUAUAUGAGGAUACUGGUCGUGGUUGCCGCCUAUUGGGUAAUUUCAAUACUGACAGUAUUUGUCAACAAAGCGCUGCUCAGUGGUUUGAACCUCGAGGCGCCUCUGUUUGUAACAUGGUUCCAAGUUUUGAUUUCCUCAACAAUUUGCUUUGUGAUGACGAUGUUAAGCAAAAAAUACCCAAAGGUAAUAAAUGUUCCUGUUGGGAAUCCUUUCGAUGGAUCUACUUUUCGGAAAGUUGUACCGUUAUCCCUACUUUUCACUGCCAUGAUUGCCACGAACAAUCUCUGCUUAAAGUACGUUGGUGUGGCAUUCUACUACAUAGGACGAUCAUUGACCACGGUGUUCAACGUUGCACUAACGUACUUCUUACUCGGAGAAAAAACUAGUAGCAAAGCUGUUCUUUGCUGUGUGCUUAUCGUAUCUGGCUUCUGGAUAGGAGUUGAUCAGGAAAGCUUGACUGAAUCGUUUUCGCUUAUCGGAACGAUUUUCGGAGUGCUCGGUUCUUUCAGUCUUUCGCUGUACUCGAUAUACACAAAAAGGACACUUCAGCAUGUGAAUCAGGAAGUGUGGCUAUUAAGCUACUACAACAACGUUUAUUCAGCCGUUAUCUUCAUCCCGCUGAUGCUGAUCAAUGGAGAGCUUCCAGUUAUCAUGGAUUAUGAGCACUUGACAGAACUGUGGUUCUGGGGCGCUAUGACCAUCGGUGGCGUAUGCGGAUUUGCUAUAGGAUUCGUUACUGCUCUUCAGAUCAAGGUAACUUCCCCCUUGACACAUAACAUCUCAGGAACGGCAAAAGCAUGUGCUCAGACUGUGAUGGCGACCUCGUGGUAUAACGAGACCAAAUCAUUUCUCUGGUGGACAUCCAAUAUGGUGGUCCUACUGGGAAGCGCACUUUACACCCGGGUAAAGCAGCUGGAGAUGGACCAACGACAUCGAACGCAGAUUAGCAGUCAAAAGAUUGGGAUCUAAAAGGAUGCAUUUUGAAUUUUUAUUCGAAAAAUACCAGUUGAAGGGUUUAACCAUUCCUUUCAAAUAUGAAUUUUUUUCGCAUAUGGGAUGUAGAUUCAGAACAACUUAAAUAUAUUAUUAUAUUUCUAUUUUAACAUUACAGUAUGUAGUAAUAAAUAUGAUUCUAAUCGAAGCCACCUGAGGAAAGAUGAUCUCAAA